Molecule: messenger RNA, 4142 nt
Organism: Zerene cesonia (dogface butterfly)
Lineage: Eukaryota; Metazoa; Arthropoda; Insecta; Lepidoptera; Pieridae
Gene: scalloped
Product: protein scalloped
Exons: 12
Coding region: 360-1697 (445 amino acids)
Biological process (GO): embryonic organ development; hippo signaling; regulation of transcription by RNA polymerase II
Cellular component (GO): transcription regulator complex
Molecular function (GO): RNA polymerase II cis-regulatory region sequence-specific DNA binding; DNA-binding transcription factor activity, RNA polymerase II-specific
Source: RefSeq, a predicted model, not a curated record
GGGCAUGAAGUGUGCUCAAGGUGUUUUUGUGUUGUUAAUUUUGCUCGAGUGCUUACUGAGAUGGCGCAAUUUUCGAAAGACGCGGUAUGGUAUGGUUCGACCGCGAUACACUUCAGUCGCGUUGGUGGCUUUAUGUGAUUUGACGUAUUCCGCGCGCGGUGAUGACACUUGUCAGGUUAAUUUAUGAAAUGUCAAACGUUUUAUAUGUAAUUCGCGAGUGAAUAAACUGUAAACAAUUUGUUAGUGAAUUAAAUAUUGAUGCAGUGAAAUUUUUAUAGUGUAAUGGACUGUUAUUACUCCAAAUUUAGCCCAAGGCGUAAGUGACAAAUGGAAAGUUUACAUCGGUGAUCGAUACACUCAUGAUGCACCCAGCAGGAUACUACGCUAACCUUGCGAGCGGCGCGCUCGCGGCCGGCACCAUUGCGUCUCCGUGGAGCACGGCGGCCGGCGCGCCCGAUACCAACGGCUCGGGCGGCGCCGACGCCAAGCACCUCGACGUGGGCGAUGCCAGCGACGAUGAGAAGGAUAUGUCGGCGGCGGACGCAGAGGGAGUAUGGAGUCCGGACAUCGAGCAGAGCUUCCAGGAGGCGCUGGCGAUAUAUCCCCCUUGUGGGAGACGGAAGAUCAUCCUCUCCGACGAGGGCAAGAUGUACGGAAGAAACGAACUUAUAGCAAGAUAUAUAAAAUUAAGGACGGGGAAAACGCGCACAAGGAAACAAGUAUCUUCACACAUACAGGUUUUAGCUAGGCGGAAACUUCGAGAAAUACAGGCCAAGCUUAAAGUGGACGGUGGUGUGAUGAAAGAGAAGGCGAUGCAGUCAAUGAGCACACUAUCUAGCGCUCAAAUAGUGGCGGGUUUGCCUCACCCGGCGUACCAUCACACGCAAUUCUGGCAGCCUGGUCUGCAGGCCGGCACGUCACAAGAUGUGAAACCGUUCCCCGGUGCGGGCUACAAGGGCGUCCCCGGGGUGGGCGGUGUGGUGGGGGGCGGCACGGACGUCGCCCCCCCGCCCCCCUGGGAGGGGCGCGCGAUCGCCACGCACAAGCUGCGCCUCGUGGAAUUCUCCGCGUUUGUGGAACACCCUAGAGAUCCGGAUACGUAUCCACCGAGUACGGCGCCGGCGCAGCAUCUCUUCGUACACAUAGGUGGCACUGUUACAUAUGCGGAUCCUUUAUUAGAGUCAGUAGACGUGCAACAGAUAAACGACAAGUUCCCAGAGAAGAAGGGAGGUCUAAAGGAGCUGUACGAGAAAGGACCGCGGAACGCGUUCUUCCUUGUCAAGUUCUGGGCGGACCUCAAUACAAAUAACUUGGACGAUCCCGCAGCCUUCUAUGGCGUCACUAGUGUAUACGAGAGCAACGAGAACAUGACGAUAACAUGCAGCACAAAGGUGUGUUCGUUCGGCAAGCAAGUGGUGGAAAAGGUGGAGACGGAAUAUGCGCGUUUUGAAGGCGGCCGCUUCGUGUACCGCAUACAGAGGUCGCCCAUGUGCGAGUACAUGGUCAACUUCAUACACAAGCUCAAACAUCUGCCGGAGAAGUAUAUGAUGAACAGCGUGCUCGAGAACUUCACCAUACUGCAGGUGGUAUCAAACCGGGACACACAAGAAACAUUACUGUGCGCAGCGUUUGUGUUCGAAGUGUCGAACAGCGAGCACGGCGCACAACACCACAUCUACAGGCUGGUUAAAGACUGAAUUAACCACACACGGAUAUAUUGGCACGUUAUUUAUACUGUUUUUUUAAUGUCGAAAACGUCGCGUUUCAUUUGUUUUAGCAACUACAACUGUAACUGGGACUUGAUUUAAGAGAAACAUAUGUAUUGUGGUUUGUGGGUGUGCGAUUUUGCAACUGUAUCGACUGGUGCGAUGCAAUCUGUGACAGUUUGUUUUUUUUUUUCUUUAUUAUCUGUGUACGUCCGUUACACAGUUCUACAGAUUCGCAAUAAUUGAUUGACCUUUCGAAUGUUUUCAAAUUGUGACCUUUUUUUUUUGUUUAGUGCAAUAUUUUUAUUUGUGCAAAAUAUGUUUCGAAUAUAAUUUGAAAAUCAAAGCUUCUAGCAGUUUAAAGAUCGGAUAUACUCGUUAUUUACAACUAACAAUAACGCUUCAAAGAGAUUGUAUAUAAAUAUUGGCCUGUACCAAUUAUAUGAUUUAAUAUGAAAGUAGGUGAAAUCGUUAUUCUUAUAUUAACGAACCUUCAUAGCAAAAAUGUGAUCUGAAAAUAAUGCUACAAGUAUUUUUGUAAACGAAAUUUUUAUGUAUAGCUCAAUUUUAAUAUCGUAUAGUUUAACAUUGCCCGCGCGUGCGGACAGCCUACUUUUCUACACUUCUAUUCGUUUCUACAAGUUCUCAUUUGUCCUUCGUUUUAAUAAAUCUAAUAUUUGUAAGGGAUUAGACGCAUGUAAAAUAAAAUCAUAAUACUAAUAAAGAUUAUAAAUGAAUACACACAGUGCCUCUAAUAAUUAUGUUACAUUAACAUAAAUUACUUGAGCGUUUUUAAUAUUUUCACUAAAAUAGAGAAAUUAGUGAAGACAUUAAAACAUAGUGUAGAAAUUGUGAAUCAUGCAUAGUUCGUUUAAGUGUAAAGAUAAGGAAAUGUCUAAAGAGAAUUAUUGAAAUUUCGCUAAUGGUGCAGUUUUUGUUGCUUUUGCUAUUCUACUUAGACUAUAUUUAUUUUUACUUCACGUCCAUCGUAUUUUGUUUAUGAUUUAUUGAUUGAUAUUUCAUUAAUUAUGUUUCAUUUUGUAUACAUUGAAAGAAAUUGUUUUUUUUUUCAAAUGUUUUUAUCGGUUUUGCCUCUGCAGUUUUUGCCAUUGUUUUUGACGUGUACAUAAAGAAACUUAAGUGUUCAAAUGUUAACACGAUUACUGUAUCAUAUAAAUAGUGAAUAUCGUUUCUAUAACGUGUACAGUGUAGCUUAUAUAGAGAAUAAAGUAUUUUCUGAUUACCUUAAAACUCACGAGCAUAUCGUAUUCUUCAUGCAAAAAUUAUAUGACAAUAAGAUUAACGUUUGACAGCUAGAUAGUAUUUCUUACGAGUCGUCUUUAUUUAUAAAAUAUUAAUUUAGUUUAAAAUCGUUUUUUUUUUUUAAACAAACUCUGAGCUAUAUAUAAAACGCCUGGUUUUGGUAUUAAACAGUUUUACAUUGUCUUUGGAAAUUAUUUGACAUUAACUCGUUUACAAUGUUGCUACUUAUUUACAACUUUUUGACUAUAUUAACAACAGAGAUGGCGUUGCAGUAGCUUUAAUAAUCAGCACAGAUUCUUCUGGAAUAAUGCAAUUUUCUUACCAAUUUCAUUAAAUAUCAACUACGAACUGUAUCUUUGUGUGUUUGAUCAUAUUUCAACGUCUAAAGUACAAACGCACGUCGUAUAUCGACCCUCUCAAUACAUAAAUACGUGGCAAUGAUUUGAUCUCUCUUUUAGUCAAAUAUUUUAAAAACGGCGUCGUGAACGCUCUUAAGUUAAACAUCGGUAACUGUGCAUUACAUAGGUUUUAGUUGGAGACACGAUAGAUAAAUAUUGUUAGAUAAACAAUAAGAGAUUUUUUUGUAUUUAUUUCAUAGAUUUAUAUUAGAUAAAUUGUAAAGUGAAUAGAUUAAGGACGGAGUUUUUUUUUUUCUAAUAUGGCGAUGGUCGUUCGGAAAGUAAGAGUUAGUACUUAAGUGGAACUUAAUUUUUCAUUUGCUUGGUCGCCUUUAGUUUCCGAGAGGGCGAAUGAUUUCAUUGUUGUGAUUUUUCUUAUGUACUCAAACGAGAUUAUGUCUCUUUUGCUUUUAGUGACGCGGCAGAUGGCGUCGGAGGUAGAUAAUAUUAUAGCGUAACUUGUAAAUAUAAUUUAGUGCAUUUCUUUCGGUUGUAGCGUUCUAAGUGUAUUGUUUGCUUCUACAAAAGUCUUUCAUAUCGACAAUCUGCCAUAUCAAUAUGAAAAAUAUUUUAUAGUCUAUAGAUUUGGGGUGAAUCAUUUGUGUUAGUUUUAGUGUAGAAGAAUUUGAGUUUCUUUUGACAUUCUUCGAAUCCCUCCUUCUCAUAUAAUCGGCAAAUGAUUACCUGCAAAACUAUUAGACAAGUGUACAGUAUUUUAAAUAUAAUAUUACGUUAAAGAUUUGUAUGAAAAUUUAAUUAUAUUGUCUUCUUAAAA